This is a messenger RNA of Trichomycterus rosablanca, 5933 nucleotides long. RefSeq names its product protein mono-ADP-ribosyltransferase PARP14-like. The record is from RefSeq and is a predicted model, not a curated record. Gene Ontology annotation, cellular component: cytoplasm; nucleus. NCBI's taxonomy places the organism in Eukaryota, Metazoa, Chordata, Actinopteri, Siluriformes, Trichomycteridae. Gene Ontology annotation, molecular function: NAD+ poly-ADP-ribosyltransferase activity; NAD+-protein mono-ADP-ribosyltransferase activity; nucleic acid binding. The transcript has 14 exons. Gene Ontology annotation, biological process: protein poly-ADP-ribosylation; negative regulation of gene expression. The coding region runs from base 7 to 4977 and encodes 1656 amino acids.
UGGAGGAUGGCGGAAUACGCUCACGGAAUCACCGUGGUGGGGGACUGGUCAUCUAUAAACCCCAAAACAGUCCAAACUAAACUACAGCUUUACUUUCAGAGUAAGAAGAAAUCACAAGGAGGAGACUGCGAAGUUCAGUGUGGCGACCGGAAAGCGACUGUUCUCUUCAAAUGCCAACUCACACGAGAUAAUGUUCUCUCUAAAAAAAAACAUAACUUAACAAUUGAUAAUCAGGUUUUGAAACUAAAUGUGUUUGAACUAUCCAGUGCAGCAGAGGGUCACACAGAACAGCCUGGAAAAUCAACUGGAACAGGAAGUGAUGUCGCGCAUGGCUCUCAGCAGACGGCUGUUCAGAGUACAACCAAUGAAGCAGCUUCCAGGGUUAGCUUGGGGGCCCCUCCAAAGCCCAGUGCUGUGGUACUGGAGAAUCUGCCAGUUCACUUUAGCAGAGAGUACCUUUUACUUUUUGUGGAAAACCUCACUGAUGUUUCAGAAGAGAACAUUAUUUUGGAGUUUAUUCCAGAAUCAAACACUGCAGUUAUAACCUUCAAUGACCCCAAUGCUGCAGAGAUGUGUAUUAAAGAGACCAAAACUAAAAAUAAGUUCCAACAGAAAGGUAUUACAGUUCAGGUUCUGGAACAAAGCAGAAGUGUUAAGGUAGAAAACCUGCCUCCUCAGUCCAACAAUGAGUGGUUAGAACUUUACUUUGAAAAAUGGGGUGGAGAUGUGGAGAAUAUCACCAUUAUUCCAGAGGAGCAAGCUGCCAUUGUUACUUUUGAAGAGCAAGAAGCAAAAAAACAUACUUUUUACAACACAACAGUCAAUGUAUACAUAUACUACCAGUCUUUGGGAACUGCUUUGUAUGGCAAAAACAGACCAACAUGGACACUUCCAACACCUUUCACAGAAAAGCUCCAUCCUGCCAUUAGAGAAUUCCUUUAUAGGAAGGGGCUAAUAUCCUCCAUCUGUAACCAGAUGAUGUUACAACACUGCCAGGUGAACAUGGAUAAAGAUGAAGUCCUGCUCAGCCCUCUGUCUUCACUUCUGAAAAGAAAGGGUAUAACCAAUAAACACAUACAGUAUGACUGGGAAGAAAACACCAAAGGUGCCUUCAGGAACAUCCUUUCCAACUUUGCUCAAUUUGAGUAUUCAAUUACUCCCUCUUUGUGGCCAGAAGUAGAGAAGGACAUUCGGUCAACAGUCCAAGAUAAAGCCUUCUUGGACAUGAAUACCUUAACAGGAAAUUUGGCACUUGCAGGAACAGCUAAAGACAUUAACAUUCUGAAACCAAUUCUGGAUGAUUUUUUAAAGAAAGCAUCAAGUCAGUUGAAAAAAAAAAAGACCUGUAUCUCAGAGAGCAUGAAUAUGUCUCCUGCAACGUUCUUUUUGCUUCAGCAUGAGGGACUUACACAUGCUGCAUCGAAAUAUCCACAACUGGAACUCGACUACAAAAAAGACACAAAUCAGUUAAUAUUCAAGGGCCUCAAAUUCGAAAUUGUCGACAUUAAGAAUUGGAUCUUGGAGAAGCAACAUGAAAUGAAAGAUAAAACUAUAAAAAUGGACCCUUCAUUACUGGAGUUCCUGAGAUCAAUGGACUGGGAGGAGAUGUCAGAAGAUUUGUUUACAUCCAAAAAAAAUGGUGCUGUUUACAAAUUUGAAAAUUGGGACAUGGUUUUGACUGGAAGUACAGACAAAGCCCUGACUGAGGCUGAGAAACGACUGGAAAUGAUGUUGACAUUCCAAGACAUCUCUCUAGAUGACCCAGAAGUGGUUAAAAAACCUGAAUGGCAAGUUCUUACGAAUCAGAUGUGCAACAUUUACAACUCAUCCAGGAAGAAGACUGUUCUAAUAAAAUCCUCCAAUCACAAAAACAAAAUCAUAGUUUGUGGCUUUAAGGAUCCUGUCCUAGAAGUCAGCAAGAACCUGGAAACAUUUAUUAAUACACACUCAAGAAUCAAUGAGGCCAUUCGUGUUAAGUCACAUGCAGUGGUGAAAUUCAUCAAUGAGAAGAAGUCACAAGAGUGGCAGAAAUUUAUGAAGUCUGGUGAAGUAAAAAUAGAUUUUGAAACAAAAAAGCCCUUGAUUCGAGUGUAUGGAGAGCAAGUCCAUGUUCAACCAGCUCUGAAGUUUUUACAAAACUUGGCAGAAACUCUUCACUCUGAAAAAAUGACAGUUAAAAAGGCAGGAGUCAAAAAGUUCUUUCAGGAGCAGGGAACCAUGGUUUUAAUGAUGAAGGAGCAUAGAUUUCUGGUUUUGCUUGAAGAGGACUAUAUGGAAGAUGAAGAUGAGCAUGAUUAUAGUGAAGGUAAUACAGUGAAAGACUUUGGAAAGACUUUCUGUGAGGUUCGGACACCUAGCGGGAUCGUCAUUACAGUCAAGAUGGGUGAUAUCUGUAAGCUGAAAGUAGAUGCUGUAGUCAAUUCUACCAACGAGGAACUACAGCAUAUUGGUGGUUUAUCAUUAGCACUCCUAAAAGCUGCUGGACCAUCUUUACAACAAAUCAGUAAUCAACAUGCUGCUUUAAAUGGGAAACUGAAACCAGGAAAAGCUAUUGUUACAAAAGCAGGCCACCUUCCAUGCAAAUGCGUAGUGCAUGCCGUAGGUCCACGAUAUCACCAUAUGGACAAAUCUACUGCUGUGAAGACACUGAGAAAAGCUGUGAGGGAAAGUCUGAACCAGGCUGCUUCAAACAACUGCACCUCUAUUGCAGUCCCUACCAUCAGCUCGGGUAUAUUUGGCUUUCCUCUUGAGCUCUGCACUGAGACAAUCGCUAAGGAACUACGUGAUUAUACCCAGAACCGCCAAGGUGGCAAAAAUACACUGAAUGAGAUCCACUUGGUAGACAACAGUCCUAAAACUGUGAAUGCCAUGACUCAGGCUGUUAAGAAAGAAUUUGGAGACUUAAAUCCCAAAACGACCUUUCCACAGCAAAUGUCAUCACAUCAAGGCCAUGGCAGACAGGGUCAGGAAUAUCAAGACCGAAGUAAUAAUCAACAUGGAGCUCGAGGCAGUAGUCCAAGAAGUGGUGAUACACGAGUAUACAUGGACACAGAAUCUGAGGGGUUUGAACUUAUAGAUACGCCAAAGAGACAUAAGCCAAGCACAUCACUCAGAACACAACAUAAACAGGUUCUUCAAACUCAGAACACACAAGAGGGGCUAAAAAUCCUUCUCCAGGAAGGGAAUAUCCAAGAUGCAGUUUCUGAUGUGAUUGUCAACACUGUCUCAAAAGACUUGGACCUUAGCCACGGUGCCGUAUCCAGUGCUCUCCUACAGGCUGCUGGUCCUCAAAUUCAGUUAGAAGCUUAUUCUAAUUUUAUGGCAUCUGGAUCUUCUGCUCUGACUUAUGGAGCCAUGUUGGUCACUGAUGGUUAUGAUUUAAAUUGCCAAAGAGUCUUUCAUACUGUUUGUCCAUACUGGAAAGGAGGGGCUGAAUCGGGAGAUGAGAUACUGAAAAGAAUCAUUCAAAACUGCCUUAAAAGAGCUGAGAACCAGAAAAUGGCUUCUAUUUCUUUUCCAGCCAUUGGUACAGGGAACCAUGGCUUUCCCAAAGAUCUUGUCUCCAACAUUCUGCUCCGUGAGAUUCAUGCCUUUAGUUCCAGAGUCCAACCUCAGAACCUUAAUGAGGUGACUGUGAUUGUUCAUCCUGCAGACCAGGAGACUGUACAGUGCUUCAUUAAGAGCUUCAAUGGUGGGUGGCAGCGUCCCAUCAUAACAGGAACACGUGUUUUUCAGCAGCAUUCAACCAAACAAGCACCAGCUGCAUCUUCUGCACAGCCUACUGGAACAAUUAACACUCUCACCACUUUUUUGGGGAGUGGUGGUACAGAACCAGGUGUAAAGCAGGAAGAAUUCAUGAUGGUGAGCGAGGAUUUUGAGCCUGUUGUGUUUCAGCUGUGUGGAGAAAGCAAAGAGGACCUGACUGAAGCACGAAAGCUGAUCAACGGCAUCAUCUUAAGAGAACACAUAAGCUCGAGCGUCCAGGACUCGGCCAUUAACUUUUUAAGUCAAGAGGAAGCAGAUGUCCUGCAUGAGCUGCAGAGGGAGCUUACGGUUAGCAUCCACCUCUCAAAAAAAGGCCCAGAGCCAGAGAUCACCCUGGAGGGCAUAACACGAGAUGUGAUGAAAGCUGAGAAUCGCGUUCGUGACAUGAUCCGCAAAGCGAAGAAACGAGUAAUGCGCAGACGUGACGCCACUAUACUGAGCACCAAGGUGGAGUGGCAGUAUGAGGACAUCAGUAAGAACUUUGAUCUGGAGGAAGCAUGCAACAUGAGGAAAAGUGUUGACAUCUUCAUCAAUAAUGAGCCAUUUAAUGCCAUUUUAGACAAAAAAGUGGCAAUUGGCAGGUCAAGACAGAUUAAAUUAAAAAGGACUACACCUGCAGAUCAAACUUUGCCUCAGAACUGGACUGACAUGAAAGGAGCGUUGGUUCUACGGGUCCCAAUUCAACAAGGCACACCUGACUAUACAUUUGUGGAAAAUGAGUUCAGAAAGACAGGACUGACAUUGAAUAUCCUAACUAUUGAGAGAAUCCAGAAUGAAACUCUGUGGAGGAACUACAUAAACCAGAAAGCAUUCCUGGAGAGAAAGAACAACCACCAGAAAAAUGAGAAGCUGCUUUUCCAUGGCACCGGUUCUGAUAAUAUUGAUAAGAUCAAUGACCGAGGUUUUAAUCGCAGCUUCGCUGGAACACACGGGGCCAUGUUUGGGAAUGGUGUGUAUUUUGCUGUUGAUCCAGCUUACUCAGCCCAGGGCUAUGCCAAGCAAGAUCGUCUGGGUCAUAAGCGCAUGUAUUUGGCUCGAGUGUUGGUUGGCCAUUACACCACAGGGAAACCAGGUCUUCUUGCACCUCCAGCUAAAAGCUCCUUAAAAUCGGACUUGUACGACAGUGUCACCAAUAAUCAUAGUAAUCCAACUAUGUUUGUGAUCUUUCACGAUGUGCACGCCUACCCUGAAUAUUUAAUCACAUUCAAGUAAAAAUGCUACCACUUCUAAUCUAUGCAAACUAUUUGUGAUUUCUGUCAAAUGAAAUGUCUUUUUUUGUGGCUGUAAAAGGCCAACCUGGGUUAAACAAUUAAGCACAUGUAAAUCACAAUUUAAAUCUUAAAGUCACAAAUCUGUUCACAGUUUAUAAUGUGUCAUGGAUAAAAUCACUGAACCAGCAUGCAGAAAUAACAUAAAAUAACACAGGAGCUGACACAUUAACAUAUUGGCAUUUUCAAAAUGGGUGUUAAUAAGCAAUUCAUAAAUCAAUUAGAUGGUAGGUAAAGAAUAAUCAAUGAUCAGGAAUAAUUAAAGGAUUAAUAAGAUUGCACAGCCAGACAGUUAUAUUGCACUGUAUGUUGUUGCCUUGAAGGUUUUUAUUUUCCAAUAAUGAUCAGCUGACUUUAUUACCUAUUGCUAGUCUCUGAAUAAAUUAUUAAUUUUACACAUAAUACUCAGUUUUAGUAUCUGUGUAAGGAAAAUGGCAAAUGCUGUCAUAUUUAACUAAAUAAUGCAACUUUAUGCAACCAAAAUGCAGCAAUUGUGAGGUUAAAUCUUACAUAUUCAGGCUUACUCAGGUAAUAACCAGAUAUAUUGGGUAUGUCCGCUGCAAUUCUGUGGUAAUGUAGUUGGACGUAGGAUGUCUAUCUAGUUCUGCACCAAGAUAAGCAUGUUUUAUAUGUUCCUUUUGUGUCUUUGUGAGCUUUGUCCAGGCCCUGUGAUGGAUUGGCACACUGUACGGGGUAUUUCUGCCUUGCACCCAGUGCUGAUGGAAAUAUACAUUAUUAUUAUUAUUAUUAUUAUUAUUAUUGAUCAUGGUGGUGGACUAAACUUACUUCUUCUGCUAUGCAAAACUUCAUGUUUCCACAAGAGGGCAGACAGGUUAAAAACACAAGCCUAAAUAAUAACCCUGAAUUUUGUAUUUAUAAAACAAACGAUUAAAAUCUGAA